AGCUGGCAGUGUGUGCGUUCUCGGCUGAUUGGCGAAAUAGUAUUAAGCAGUCAGGUUGCGAAUAUCUUGCACCGCACAUCGCGAUGCGGAAUCUAAUUUUAGCGUUUUUAGUUCGGUUCGCUUGGUGGCUAUUACGCGUCUAGUCGCAAAUCAAGCCAGUAAUGGAAUCGCUUAGUGCCGAAACGCGUGGCGAAAUCUACGAGAAACUGUGGAUCAGAAUGCCGAAGCUGAACGCGAACCCGGUGUCACACUUCCGCAUCGACGAUUUUAUCGGACUUAUCAAGCGUUACCCCAUCAUCUACAAUCGGCUGGACAAGCACAACAAGCAGGAAUACGCCGAUACGUGGGACCAACUGGAAGCCAUACUGAAAACGCCCAAAAAGUUCCUAAUGAUGAAGUGGAAAGGACUGCGGGAUAACUUCCGUGUAGAACUGAAGAAGGAAUAUUAUUCCACCCCGGAGAAUCGCUACGUCUCUAAAUGGGUACACUACAAAAAACUCUCCUUUCUGAAGGACCAAGUCUUGCCUACUCUAGAUCAGAAAUUCGACAGCGACAGCCACGAUGAGCUCCAUCAAAUAAUGCAAUUUGUGCAGAAUGCCACUCAGGAGGAUUCGCAUGUACCACUGGGUGAGCCCGGUGUCAGCGAACAUUCCUACGCCAAUCACGAAAACGGUCAGAUAAAAAUCAAAAAAGAGCAGGAUGAAAUGGAUGACCGCACUCAGAAUACCCCAGACGAAGCCGACUUCAGCUUCAAUCACUUCCAGGAAACGGAAAAUUUCUGCUCGACACCCAAGACACAUCCAUUGCCAGAAAUCACAAUCACACCAAAAAUUGCACCAUCACCGAUCGUUCAAAACCAACCAAUCAACCUGCGACGCAAGCGACGCUCCGAAGGAUCCCAGGAAUCGCUGGUACUUCCGCCGAAAGUGCAAACCAAUCGGCUCGAGAUGGUUCCCCCGCAGGAUGACGAUUAUCACUUCCUGAUGAGCAUUCAUCCGUAUCUGAAACAAUUACCGCUGGCCGUGAAGCUCAAAGUGCGCCUGCAGAUGCAGCAAGUCCUAUUCAACGAACUGAUGAAGCAACCGAUCGCCGAUGAGGAAGACUGAGCAAGGGAAUGCGUACGCGGUGCGCAAACCGAAGCCAAAUGCGUUCUUUGAUCUCACUUUAAAUCUGUGUAUGUACACUUGAAAUAAAAAUAGAAGUUGUUGUCUAAAUCGA
Molecule: messenger RNA, 1218 nt
Organism: Wyeomyia smithii (pitcher-plant mosquito)
Lineage: Eukaryota; Metazoa; Arthropoda; Insecta; Diptera; Culicidae
Exons: 2
Coding region: 162-1106 (314 amino acids)
Biological process (GO): regulation of transcription by RNA polymerase II
Cellular component (GO): transcription regulator complex; nucleus
Molecular function (GO): DNA binding
Source: RefSeq, a predicted model, not a curated record